GCAGAGUUUGGAUCCUACUUCUUACGAACAAGAAAAGAGUUUAUCUAAGCCAUAAAUUGCAGGACAGUUACCAAGAUGCACUGCAAAAUAGUUCAGCCAGUUCCUCGUAUUCAUCCCUCCUAAUACAUUGUAGUCUAUGAAAACUGGAAGCUAUCACUCACUAGCGAAUUGUUUUAAAUGUGUUUUUUGGCAACAGAUCAUUGCUGGAAAUGUUUUCUUAUGUCAAAAAGUAACUUCUAAAUUAUCAUUUCUGUGAUGCCCCAAACUGUGUAUCGUCUGAAGUAGUAAACUGUGUAGUUAAACAAAAGUUACUGAGAUAACAAGCAUCUAAAAUCUUGACACAGUAUGAUUCUGUAGCACCUCUGUUGGCAUGCAAACUAUUAGGAGUUAGGCUUAUGUACUGACUUUGGAAAUCUCAGAUGUUUAUUUGUGUUGUUACAGAUAUUGGUCAUAUGAUAGCCUAUAUCUUUUGCAAUGAAGAAGGGCUCAGUACAAAAAGUAUUAUGUAGGAAAACACAGAUGUCAGCCUCUCGGACACCUAGUCCAAUGUCUACUGUCAGUUCAAGCACCAGAUCACCAUCUCCUCCUAGCCGACAGGCAUCUCCAUCUACUCGCAAAAGCAGGGAGUGGAGACAUCCAAAACGUGAUAUUACAGCAAGAAAUAUAGAAGAUGCUUUUAAGAAUCAGUUUCAUGAAGAUGAAAAUGGUGUUAAUCCAGGAGUUAGGUACAUUACAGAAUCCCUUAUAAAAAGUCUAUCAAAACAGGAAAAUUUGGCAUGUAUAAGCUCACUGAAUCUUUCUUUUGCAAAGGAGGGGGACAAGAAAUUUAAGUACAUAGAAAAUUUGGAAAAGUGCUCUAAACUAGAGACACUGAAUAUCAGUAACAACCAAAUAGAGAAGAUUGAGAAGUUGGAUAAACUGUUGAAGUUGCGUGAACUCAAUUUGUCUUACAACAAAAUCAGUAAAAUUGAAGGUAUAGAACAUAUGCAGAAUCUACAAAAGCUGAACCUUGCAGGAAAUGAGAUUGAGCAUAUUCCUUUGUGGGUAGGGAAGAAAUUGAGAUCCCUGCGCAUCCUUAAUUUAGAACAGAAUAAAGUGUCAUCACUCUAUGAUAUAGCUAAACUGAAGCCUCUACAAGAUCUGACUUCUCUAUUCCUUGCUGAUAAUCCAGUUGCAAGUCUACCUCACUACCGCUUGUACACCAUAUUCCACUUGCGAGCGCUGGAAAACUUGGAGGGACAGCCAGUGACAACUCAUGACAGGCAGGAGGCUCUAGAGAGGUUUGAUUUAGAAGAAAUAGAAAAAUUAGAAAAAGAGUUGGAAAACACAGUAAAGGAGAUGGAUAACCUUAAAGUUAAACAGUCCAAAGUGCUUGAGCAGCUUCACCAUCAAGAUGAGAUCAAUAAAUCAUUAAAAGAAAAGAAUUUGCAGCAGAAACACAGCUAUGAAGAUCUACAGAGGGACCUGGACACCAAAAAUGAGUUGCUGGUGUCUUGGUUUGUCACAGUUCCCUUUCUGCAGAGCCUUUAUUCCUCACUAAAGUUAAAGCAGAAAACAAUGGAGCUAACGCGAGCUUGCCAGAAGCAGUAUGAACUGGAGCAGGAACUGGCAUUUUAUAAGAUUGAUGCAAAAUUUGAGCCAUUAAGUUAUUUUCCAUCAGAGGAUGUUGAACUCGAUGAUGUACCUGGUGAAAGUCCAUACAUUGGUAAGGCCAGAUACAAAAGAAAUAUGUUUAUAAGAGAGGGUUAUAUUGUUAAUAAAGCUCAUCAGAUGAAGAUUGUAAAGAUGCAACUAGAUGAAGAUGAUUUAUAUAGGAACCCCCAGCUAAAAUUGCAGCUUCAAACUCUAGAUGAACAACUGGAGGAUAAAGAAAAAAAGAUUAAUUCAGCACAAGGAAGAUUAGAAGAACUGCAAAGUGCAAUAACAAAUGCAGAGCAACAAGUUUUGAAAGUAACAGGGGAACUGCAACAAGUGGAAGAUGCUCUGGCUCAGAAAAAAAUAACAGAGGCCAGCAAAGAAGAUCUUGAACAGCAAUUGAGUAACAAGAUACAAAUCUUGCAUCAGCUACGCAAGGAAGCUUUAGAACUGGAAAAACAGAUGGAGAAAGAAAAAAGAGAAACAGAGAAAAAGCGGAAAGAGCUUGAAGACCUGCAGAGUUUUCUUGCUUCUGUAAAUCCUCAAGAUCCAAGACAUGCACACAUGAAAGCUCAAAAAACAAGCAAAGAACAGCAGCUUGAUAUAAUGAACAAACAUUACAAACAGCUUGAGAGUCGCUUGGAUGAAAUGCUUUCUAGGAUUGCUAAGGAAACUGAGGAAAUCAAGGACUUGGAGCAACAGCUCACAGAUGGUCAAAUAGCAACAAAUGAAGCACUCAAAAGGGAUUUAGAAGGUAUUAUCAUUGGAUUACAAGAAUAUCUUGAAAGUGUGAAGGGUCAGGCAAAACAGGCCAGUGAUGAAUGUAAGGAGUUACAGAAGGAUAAAGAAUCUUUGCUACAAAGAUUGGCAGAGCUAGAGGAGGAAAGAAACAACCUGGAAAUAGUUGCCAUGGAUGCAGAAAAUAUGAGAAAAGAAAUUGCAAUGCUGAAAGGUGCACUCCAAGAGCAACAAGAAAUAAAUGAAUCCCUUAGAGAUGCACAAGGGGACAUCAGCGCCUAUGAGGCUGAACUGGAAGCCCAGUUAAGAGACAGAGACACUGAAGCCAAUCAGCAAAAAGAAGAAUUGGAACGACUAAAACAACUUAGCCAGAUGGAACGAUCAGCCCUGCAAGCUGAACUUGAAAAAGAAAGGCAAGCAUUAGAGAAUGCUCUGACCAAAGCACAAAUAGCAGAAGAGAAGGAACAAGAAAACUAUAAACUCCUUUCUCAGUUCAAACAAUUGCAGGGAGACAAUAAUCUCCUGAAACAACAGCUUAAAGAUCUUCAAAAUCAGCUAAAGCACGCAGUUGGUAGCUUAAUUCAUCCUGAGGAAGUCCUAGCUCGUAUAAAUGAACUCAAACAAAAGCUUCAGAUGGGAGUUGGAGAGAUUAAGUGUCAUAAUUCCACUGAUGUUUUAGGGAAAAGCCUUGCAAAUCUGCAGAAGGAAUUUAAUAACAUCCUUGCCGAUGCACAGAGAGAAAAAGAGAAAGCAUGGGCUAGACAGAGACAAUUGCAGGAAGAAAUUUCAUCUCAACAGGAUAAACUGGAAGAUGUACAGGAAAAAUAUAGACAGGUUAAAUCUGAAAACAGGCAGAAUGAGAACAAGGUCCAUCAAUUGGAGAAUGAAAUUCAACAUUUACAUGAAAAAAUAAAGAGCAUGGAAGAAAUUCAGGGCUUGGCUGAUCAACAGCUCCAAGAGGCAGAUGAGGAAAAAGAGACGAUUCUUGCCCAACUGGAAGACUUGGAGAAAAAGAAAAAAAUAGAUGAUGCCAGGGCAGAAAUGCAGUUUAUCAGUCUAGACAAAGAACUGACGAAAUUAAAAAGAGCGAUCGUUACUUCAGAUAAACUGGCAGCCACAGAGCUCUCCAACGCUAGAAAUCAGCUGAAGGCUCUUCAUGGUACAGUACUCAGAAUUAAUCAGGAGCGAGCGGAGGAAUUUGAGGAAGCUGAAGAGUUCUAUAUUCAGGCAGCUCAGGCAGCUCGAGAUCUCGCCCGAGCAGAAGCAGAAAUAGAAUUGUUACAACAACUCCUAAAAGAGAAGGAAGAACAAUUUCAACAUGAAAUGGGGAAAGCUGGUGAUAAGAUUGAGUCAAGCUCUGAGAAGUUUGAAAUUGAUAAAUUAAAUGGAGCUAUGAAGCAACAGAAAGCAGAGAUUGACCGUUUAAGACAGUUGCUGGACAACAUCAGGACAGGUAACAAGGAUGAAAUUGAUGACUUGCAAGAUGAAAUUGCAGCACUCAGAAAUGUGCUUUCUUACCAGAAUGAUUACAUCAGUAGUAUAACAGAUCCAUUCAAAAGAAGGGGAUACUGGUAUUACAUGCCAUCAUCACAGGCCUCAACUCCUGCUUCUCACAGCACAAAAGAUUCUGGAGUUGGUUUACUAUGUUCUGGCACAUCCCCAUCCAGAAGAGGGCAUGUUCAGGACAGGCAAGUCAGGAGGGAAGACUUGCAUAGUCCAAGAGGAUAUUGGAUUUAUUCACCAGUCAGAACGAGGUUGUACAAAACAAAUUCUGCUAAAGGUAGAAAAGAGAAAGAUGAGGAUGGUGGAGGAAAUGAGGAAAUUUAUGUUCCAAAAGACCCUCCCUUUGUACCCCCACCUGGUACAGUUAUUUACACAGUCCUUCCAAAUGGUGCCCCUGUACCUCAGGGAACUGUGAUUUAUGGCCCACCUCCUUCUGCACCAGCAAAUGGAGGUUCAGUUGCCCCUGGAACAGUUAUCUAUGGCCCACCUCCUGUGGGAGCCCAGGUUGUGUAUGGCCCUCUUCCUGCUAAUUUCUCUGUCCCACUCAUUCCUGUCGGAGUUCUUCACUGCAAUGUGCCUGAACAUCAUGAAUUGGAGAACGAAGUCUCAAGGCUAGAAGACAUUGUGUAUCAUUUAAAGUCUCAGAAAUACAGAGAUAAAUGGUCAGGGGAAGCUGACCACAAAUAUAGGAAAGAGGUAGAAAAAUUACAUCAAAAUAUUGAAGACCUAGUGAAUGAAAGAAAAGACCUGGAACGUGAAGUAGCAGAGCUACGAAGAGCAGCUCAAAAACAUAACAAACGGAAGGACUUUAUUGAAGGGCAUACUGACAAUCUAAUAGCAGAAUUACAGUUAGAAAAAUCUCUGAAACAACACGAAGAUAUUACAGAUGAAAUUGAAUGUAUAGAGAAGACACUUUUGAAACGACGAGCAGAGCUUAGAGAAGCAGAUAGGCUACUUGCAGAAGCUGAAAUAGAACUUGAGAGCACACGGGGAAAGACCAAAGACACUAUUCAAAAGUACAAUCAUGCCAAACAGCAUUUGUCCCGUACUGAAACGGAGGCAGAGGAGCUAGAGCGAAGGGCUCAGGAAGUGGCCAUUAAACUCGUGAAAGCAGAUCAGCAAUUAAGGUUAUUACAGGCGGAUACAAGGGAUUUAGAACAGCAUAAGAUUGAACAAGAAAGUAUCUUGAAGGAAAUCAACAAAGUAGUGUCUGCAAGAGAUUCCGAGUUCCAGUCGUUAAACCAGAAGAUAGAAAUGCUGACUGAAAGUCUUCAGAAGCUUCAAGGAGAUAUUCAAGUUGCAGAAGGUAACGAAGAACAUCACCUCCAAAUCCUUAGGGAAGCAGAAAACAUUCUUCAAGGCAAGAAAACUGAACUGGAAAGACUGAAAGAUCAGAUUACUGCUCAGCAACAAGAGCUGCUGCUUCUGGAGCAACAACGGUGUCAAAGAAAAGAGGAGCUGAACGUCCUUCAAGAUUGUAUUUCUCAAAAGAAAGGUGACCUCAAAGAAGCUCUUCGAGAUGGGGAGACUGAAGCAAAUGAAAAACGACGCCAAAUAAGAGAAAUAAGAUUUCUUCUGGAAGAGCUGAACGCUGAGAGGAAAGAACUGGACGUCCAGAUUAAUGAGAAAAGAGCACAGCUUUCCUUCAUAAAGAAGGAUAUUGGAAAAGAAGAGGAAAAUCUUCAAGGAAUACUUGGGCAAAUUACCAAGCACAAGAUAGAACUGAAACAUGUUCUGGAAAUGCUGCAGCUUGAAAAUAAUGAACUUCAAGGUCUGAAACUACAGCAUGACCAAAAGGUCAAUGAACUAGAAAAGAUUCAGGUUGCAGUUCUAGAAGAAAAACUAGAACUGAAGAGUAUUCAGAGAUUAUUUCAGUGUCAGCAAGGGGAAGUAGACUGGCAGAAACAACGACUUGAGAAAGACCGUCAAGAAAAUGAACACCUGGUUUCUCAAAUGCGCACUCUGCAAAAUAACAUUGAAUCUUUAAAUAAAGAAAAACAAAAGCUUGAAGAAGGCUGUCAGAGUUUGGAAAAUAAGUUGUCGCAAACUAGAAGAGAUUUGACUGCUACUGAAGAUAGCAGCAGAACUGCAUUGUCCAAUAUAGAGAAGAUGGAAAUGGAGGUACAAAAACUGCAGCAGGAGAUAGAAGUACUCAACAAACACAAAAAAUCACUGAAUGAAGACAUCAUUGUUAUACAGAAGCAUCUUCAAGACAAAAAGGAAGAAUUGGAAACUUUGAAAGGAGAAUUAAAUGACUCCAGACAACAACUUCAACUGGUAGAACAGGAUUUGAAAAAUAAUACAAGGCAUCAGGAUGAGUUGCUUAGAGAGCAGGCAACCCUGAAAGAAGAAAUCCUGGAAUGCUUGAAGAAACGUAAGGAUUGCCAAGAGAGACAGAAAAAGAGGGAGAACCAACUGCAGCAGCUUCAGAAAGAGAUUCAAGAGAAAGAGACAGAACUAGCCAAACAAGAAGCGAUUCUUCAUCACCUCAAGCAAGAUUCAGAGUAUGAAGGAAAAAAACUGGAAGAAUGUACUGCUAAACUGAAAGAUCAGAAGCUACUAUUGGAAAAGGAGCUAACAGAUCAACAAAAGAAAUUGGAGCAGGCAAUAGCAAAAGUAAGACUGGCAGAAGAAAAGAUCAGGAAGCUGGAAAAGGAGGAGACGUGGUGUGCAACACUAGAAGAAACAGUGAGAAAAAGCAAACAUCAGGUCUCAGAGAAAGAACUACAAUUACAACAAAAAAACAGAGAAAUUGCAUCUCUUCAAAAAGAACUGGAACUUUCGGAAUCUGAGCUAAAACAUCUCCAAGAUCAGCUAGCAUCAGAGAGAAAAAAAGCACAAAAGCAAAUCUUGAGUCUGAAAGAAGCAAUUAAAAUGCAGAGGACCCAGAUGGAAAAAGAGCUGCAUGAACAAAAGCAUGAAAAUGACUGUUUGCAGAGUGAUAUAGCAACUGUUGAACAAGUAGCACAUAAUAACCAUGAACAAGCAAAACGCCUUAUUAAGGAGCUUGGCCAGAUCCAACGGGAAUAUAUGGAUCUCCAAACACAGGUUAAAACUCAAGAAGACCUGGAAAACAGACAAAAGGAAAUAAAGGAUGCAGCAAAGAUGCUUAAAUUGGAGAUUAAAGAUGAAAUUAGGACAGGGCUUAAAUCUUUAAGUCCAUCUUCUCCAGAAGUCUUGGAAAAUCUGGAAGCAGCUUUUGAAGUAAGGGAAAGUCUGCAUGGUGAAUCAGAUGACUUAGAGGAGACUGCUCCAUUUGCAGCUACUGAUAAAAGACUGCUCUCGCUGGAAGAAAAGCUGGAUUUUUCUAAAGUCUUCUUAAUGGAUGAACAGUGGCGGGGAGAAGCUCUCCGAGAAAAAUUGCGGCAUCAUGAAGAUCGCUUGAAGGCUCAACUCCGGCAAUGCAUGUCCAAGCAAGUAGAAGUAUUGAUCAGAGGAAAACAGCAAACAGAAGGCACCCUUCAUAGCUUGAAGCGACAAGUUGACGCAUUGGAUGACCUAGUCAGCAGUACUUCUUCAGAUUCGCUGUUUCUAGCCCAAAGCUCAUCAAGUCUCUCUCUUCAUGAUGCUCUGAAUUUAACAAAAACACAGGCAAGCAGGUAUUUCAGUGGCAUCUCAAGCACUGCAGCCUUACUCACAAGGAAUUUCUCAGUAGAGCACAGAGACAAGUGCUGAGCUGCAAAUGCAGUUGUACUUCUUGGAGUUGUGCCAUCUUUCUACCAUCUUUGAAGACUUCUACCUCACUUUUUGCCAGCAAUAACAAACAGGAUCUACUCAGUACUGUGAAGUUUCUAUAUGAUUAAAUAAUUGAGCUUUAUGUAUAUAAGAAAAGUGUUUUAACUAUUUUAAAGACAGAGUUAAAGUACCCAAAAUAACUACUGUUGCUAUUUAAGUGUUCAUAAUUUUGGUUAGUUUUCACUUUGUAAAGAUUUGUAAUAAGGACAGUUGUCCCUUACCUGUUGUCAAAUGCAUGGAUAUUGUAAGUACAAUUAUUUUUACAGUAUUUUCUUAAAUAAACUUUUUUAAAUGUUCAAGGAUAUUUAUACUCAUACUGCUAGGUGAGCCUGUAGUGCUACAGCAUCCUAAUGCUGGAGGAAGCUCUGACUCUAGUACCUCCUGUUUGCAGUGAGACUUGUCACAAAUGUUGACAUUUACUUUGCUGGCUAGUAUUUGUAAGCCUUUGAUUAAGCUUUGGUUCUGAAGCCUCCUCCGUAUUGUUUCUGAAGCAUACGGCUAUACUUACUGAUCGUACUGAUUUUAUUAUAAACUUGCCGUGUUGAUAUAACGAAGCCUUAAGGCUGCAAGACACAUUACCAGUCGUUCAUGCAAUGUAGGCCUGACCUGAAGAACCUAUUCCACCCUCCCAGAGAAACCUCACACAGCCUGAGAGCAGUGACCUGGAGUGACUGUUCUUCCAGAGCCAUUGUCCCCUUCCCAUCUACAUAUUCUCUGAAAGUGUUUUAAACCUGGCACUUUCAUCCAAAUUAUUAAAUUAUAACCUUUUAUAUGCAGUAAGCAUCACAACAUGUUACAUUUCAUCAGGAUUAACAAAUGCAACAGUAUCUCUGGCAACUGGUUCUGGACUCAAAGCAGGCAUGCUGGAUGUUAAUGUACCAGCCUUUUUCCAGAAAUAAGGUAGAGUCAAGCUAUAGCAGAGACCAGCACCAAAAAUCCCUCUUGUGAAAGCCCUGUAACAUUGUCAUCAUGUUAACCUUCAAGAAGGAAGUUUUAAAUAAGUAUUAAAAGCAAUUAUCAUCACUACAAAGGCUUCUUGCCUAGUUUUAGGUACUAGCUCACGCCAUACUUUCAGUAGUUUAAUGAGAUGCUUUUCCUCAAGAACUAAAGGCCUGACUGUAGGCAAGUGGGAAGAGGAGCUUUUGGGAAUCAGACGCUACGUAGUAGAUGGAAAACAGCCUAGGAAUUUAAAAGCAAGAACUGCAGCAGCCUGACUGAACAGCUCCAAGGAACAAGUCCCCUCAGAAACCACAGCAUAAACAAACAGGUCCAGAGGACUACAAGCAGAUUAAUUCUGAGAGCAAAUAACACAGCCCACUGUAGUUUAUCUAGAUACAGGUACUUUAUUUACAAAUAUUUAGAUUAAUAGCAUUGUUACAUCAAAUGAUGAGUACAGCAGUCCAAACAAAUCCUUUCUGUGACAGAAACAAUAAGACCUACUGUAACUUACUCUGGGAAUAAAGGUAUUGCACCUUAACAAGCUGUAGUCAUUAGAAUGUUUGCUGUACCCAAAUUUCAUUUCAGCAGCAGGUCAUGGUCCCUGGGCAAACUUUGUGGUGCAACCUUUUUUUUUUUAAGCAGGAUGCAUUAGCUAUAGAUCUUAAACAUACCAAUCUAUUAGUUAAAAAAGAAAAAAGAAAGACGACAAAAAAGGGACAGUGUACAAGUUACUCAGAUCCUAUUGUUUGCACAUUCCAGUUUUGGCUUUUAACAUUGACUGUACAAUAUUCUGGUACCACUGUUUACAAGUCUGAACAUUGUAGAGUUUUAGUGUCUAGGCAGGGAUUUUAACACUACUCUGUUUUAAACACUGCAGUAAGAC
This is a messenger RNA of Struthio camelus australis, 9433 nucleotides long. NCBI's taxonomy places the organism in Eukaryota, Metazoa, Chordata, Aves, Struthioniformes, Struthionidae. The record is from RefSeq and is a predicted model, not a curated record.